GAGCUUGCCCCUGCUGCUGAACAUCUUUCACAUCAAAGCUAAGUUAUCAUAAUACAAACAGCAGAGCGGGACGAGUCUAAGAUGGGUUUACUGACGAUUCUGAAGAAGCUGAAGCAGAAGGAGCGAGAGAUGCGGCUCCUGAUAUUAGGUCUGGACAACGCGGGGAAAACCACCAUCCUGAAGAAGUUCAACGGCGAGGACGUGAGCACCAUCUCCCCCACGCUGGGCUUCAACAUCAAGACACUGGAGCACCGAGGGUUCAAACUGAAUUUCUGGGAUGUAGGAGGUCAGAAGUCGCUGCGUUCCUACUGGAGGAACUACUUUGAGAGCACAGACGGGCUGCUGUGGGUGGUGGACAGCGCCGACAGACUCAGACUGCAGGACUGCGGACAGGAGCUCAGUAAACUGCUAAAGGAAGAGAGGUUAGCUGGUGCAACACUGCUGAUAUUUGCCAACAAACAGGAUUUACCUGGAGCUCUGACUAAAGAGGCGAUUCAAGAGGCUCUGGCUCUGGACGAGAUUAAAAGCCAUCACUGGUGCAUCGUUAGUUGCAGCGCUGUGACAGGAGAGAACCUGUUAACUGGAGUGGACUGGCUGUUAGACGAUAUCGCCGCGAGGAUCUUCACUGCCGACUAAUGUGUGUUUAUAAACCAGGGACACAAGUAAAACACAGCGGCCUCCUGCGUUCGGUGAUGUCUGACAUGACUCCAGACUCUCAAAUCGAACAAAUGAUCUAGAUAUACAGACACCUGGAGGAAAUGUAUUAUAUAAUUUAAGCAAUGUAAUGACACAUUUAUACUAAGUUGGUGCCUCACAUGUUAUCUACACAAUAAAAGGUAACUCAUG
Molecule: messenger RNA, 846 nt
Organism: Hippoglossus stenolepis (Pacific halibut)
Lineage: Eukaryota; Metazoa; Chordata; Actinopteri; Pleuronectiformes; Pleuronectidae
Gene: arl2
Product: ADP-ribosylation factor-like 2
Exons: 5
Coding region: 82-636 (184 amino acids)
Biological process (GO): protein folding
Cellular component (GO): cytoplasm; microtubule cytoskeleton
Molecular function (GO): GTPase activity; GTP binding
Source: RefSeq, a predicted model, not a curated record